AACCCUGAGCAUAGUGUACAGUGCUAGAAUUGCUCAGAGAUAGAGACAGAGCUGGCAAAAAUUUGAUUAUCACAGACCAUUUAAAAAACCAGCCACAGUUUACCGAAGAUUGACAUUCUACUUUUUCGGCAGGUAAAAGAUGCCAGUGAUUAAUAUUGAGGAUCUGACAGAAAAGGACAAAUUGAAGAUGGAAGUGGACCAGCUCAAGAAAGAAGUAACCUUGGAAAGGAUGAUGGUAUCCAAAUGCUGUGAAGAAGUAAGGGAUUACAUUGAAGAGAGAUCUGGAGAGGAUCCACUAGUAAAGGGUAUCCCUGAGGAUAAGAAUCCUUUCAAGGAACUCAAAGGAGGCUGUGUGAUUUCAUAAAGAAAAAACAAAAAAGAAAAAUCUUGGAGAUAUGUACAAUUUUAAUGACAAUGCAAUUUUUCUUAUAUAUAAUUAAGCAUGUACAUGAAUGUUUAAACUUAUAAAUGGGAACUUGUACUAAAAACUGGGACAUAAUGAAAUAUAAGUGUGUUUUCUGACAGUAUUUAGCACAAGUUUUAACACAUAGCUGAAAAUAAAUAUUGAUGAACCCUUCUUUAAAGACUUA
Messenger RNA from Dipodomys ordii (Ord's kangaroo rat), 590 nucleotides. RefSeq names its product guanine nucleotide binding protein (G protein), gamma transducing activity polypeptide 1 (gene Gngt1). Gene Ontology annotation, biological process: G protein-coupled receptor signaling pathway. The coding region runs from base 140 to 364 and encodes 74 amino acids. Gene Ontology annotation, cellular component: heterotrimeric G-protein complex. The record is from RefSeq and is a predicted model, not a curated record. Gene Ontology annotation, molecular function: G-protein beta-subunit binding. Lineage: Eukaryota; Metazoa; Chordata; Mammalia; Rodentia; Heteromyidae. The transcript has 3 exons.